UUCUUCAAUUGCUAAACAAUGCGAAUAUUUCUUCAGAAAAUUAUAUAGGAAUUUUACUUGUGACGCCAAAUUUUCCAAAGACGAAACGGAUAAAUCUGAAAUAUUAGUAAAAUAAAGUGAAAGUUGAUGAAAUUUUAUUACAAGAUGGGCGUCACAUACACGCGAUAACUUUGAUUCCUCCUGCGUGAAAACUCAUCGUUGGAUAUUUAUUAUUAGCAAAGUGACAUUUUGUGAUCGUUAGUAAAAUUCUUCGAAUAAUUCCAUUGUGAUUUGGUAUCAUUGUAAGAAACUUAAUACACUUUUGCAAAACUUUAUGGUAAUUUAAGGCCAUUCAGCAUACUUCAUUAUAUACAAAGGUUAUUUACUGAACUACUUAUUGAAUCCAUGGCUGUCAUACCAGUAACUUCUCUAUAGGAAUUGUGGUUCUGGUGGAAAGUUCGAAUGUACAAUACGGAAAAUAUGUUAGACUAUUGUGCCAGCAAUAAUUCAUCGCCUCGGUACCAGUCUCCUAGUCCCACGAUGACGUCACUUCCAUACAACAUGGCAGAAAUGAUGACAUCAGCAAAUAUGGCUGCUAACAUGGCGGCGGCAGAGUCACAGAGACAGUCAGCGUUCGUGUUAAGCAGUCCGCAGCUGGCGGCCCUUCACAACAUGACGGAGAUGAAGACACCCCGCUCGUGCACGAGCCCCACUGGGCUCCAGAACCCUUACACUAGCUACUCACAAUCCACACUCAAACAUCUCGGACUAGCCAUGUCACAAGCAAGCACCUCGCACCGAAUCUCGGACAUUUUGAACCGGCCGCUCAUGCAGUCGCCGCUUGGUCUCCCCCAGCUCGGGGCGGCCAGCAUGUUCAUGAACUCACAGAGCGGCUUCAAGCUCGCAGAACUUCCGGGCCGCGCGCCCAUCUACUGGCCCGGCGUCGUUGGCGGCCCCGCAUGGAGACCGCCUGGCAACGUGAUAAUCGACAAGGACGGCAAGAAGAAGCACACGCGGCCCACGUUCUCUGGUCAGCAGAUCUUCGCGCUCGAGAAGACGUUCGAGCAGACGAAAUAUUUGGCGGGCCCUGAGCGCGCUAGACUCGCGUACGCCCUCGGCAUGUCAGAAAGCCAGGUCAAGGUUUGGUUUCAAAACAGACGAACAAAAUGGCGAAAAAAGCACGCUGCUGAAAUGGCAACCGCGAAAAAGAAGCAGGAAUACGCAGAAGCAAUGAACGAGGGAUCUGACGUAGAGGAUGACGUAUCUGACAGUUAAUUGGUGAAGAGACACGUGACCUGUUCUGUGAUUGGCUGACAGGGUUUUAUUCGCCGCCAUUAUGAAUUUCAAAUGCACUUACGGGAACACUGAAAUUUGGAUAUUAUUGUAUUUAAAAGUGCUGUGACUAUAUUUCUGUUUCAAGAAAUAUGUUUGUUUGACCAUUAAUGGAAGUGAAAUUUGUGCCAAAACUUUGUACACAGAUGAUAAACAUAUGACAUGCAUGGAUGAUGAAUUUGCAUGUUACGAACAAUCGGAAUUUCAUUAAUCAGAGUAAUUUUCUGAAGUUCACUGUUAUAAAUAAUAUCGGUAAAAUACCAUUGGCAACAUUGAUAUUAUAAACCAAUGAGUGUUCACUGAUGUAUACGGUGAUAUUUGUAUUUUAAAAAAAUGCGGGGAGAAGCACUAUUUCAGAUAAACAAGACAUAGAACGCGAACAGCUGGUCUAGUGAAUACCAUUGUGUUUAAAGGACGUUUAUACAUGUAAAUAGUAGAAACAUGUUUAUUGCAUUUCUGUUUCUGGAAGAGAUUUUCAG
Molecule: messenger RNA, 1790 nt
Organism: Mya arenaria
Lineage: Eukaryota; Metazoa; Mollusca; Bivalvia; Myida; Myidae
Product: homeobox protein Nkx-6.2-like
Exons: 3
Coding region: 442-1254 (270 amino acids)
Biological process (GO): regulation of transcription by RNA polymerase II; cell differentiation
Cellular component (GO): nucleus
Molecular function (GO): RNA polymerase II cis-regulatory region sequence-specific DNA binding; DNA-binding transcription factor activity, RNA polymerase II-specific
Source: RefSeq, a predicted model, not a curated record